Alternaria alternata is the source of this 1856-nucleotide messenger RNA. Its product is annotated as DNA kinase/phosphatase Pnk1. Bases 480 to 1856 code for a protein of 458 amino acids. Gene Ontology annotation, biological process: DNA repair. Lineage: Eukaryota; Fungi; Ascomycota; Dothideomycetes; Pleosporales; Pleosporaceae. The transcript is spliced from 7 exons. The record is from RefSeq and is a predicted model, not a curated record. Gene Ontology annotation, molecular function: polynucleotide 3'-phosphatase activity; double-stranded DNA binding; ATP-dependent polydeoxyribonucleotide 5'-hydroxyl-kinase activity.
UCCAAAGGCUAUAGAGGCAAAGUAUCAAGUUCAGCUCUCUAGGAGUGUCAGCGAGUGCCAACGAACCAACAUAUCAUGUUGGUAGAGAGACGAUAAAGAUCGGAACAAGUCCGUUCGCUGGGUCAGGACGCUGAGGGGUUUGGUCUUUUGCAGUGCAUCUGGCUCCAGAUAAGUAGGAUGAGUGCCGUCUGCUGAUGUGCAUCAUCCGGGCCAGCUUGCGUAUAAACCUCCAGCGUAGAUUCAAAACGGUAGGCCGUAUUUUUAAGAACAUUGAAAGCGUCUGUGGUGAAACGUCUGUGACCAAUACGUGUAUGCGAUGCCCUCAUGUAAGGGAAGCUUAGUUCAAGCACGUGCUAGCGCGAGGUCGCGUUCCGCGCUGCGAGGAAAGCGCAAGCGAGCAACCUCACAAACAUUGCUUUGUCAACAGAGAUCAUCUUCCAUUGCCAUGCACUAGUAUUGGCAACGAUACAGACUGCAAAAUGACUGUUCGACCCGGUUUAAGCAAGCGGCCAAGCUCCAACAGCAAAGACGUGUCGCCACCCCCGCCGAAGCGGCGGCAGCAGUCAGCCACAACAAGCAAGGCAGUCGCCAAUUUCUUCACACCAGCUUCGAAGAAAGAGCCAGAGAAGAUGGUAUGGCGGAUUGUCAAAGACAGCUUGCUGGUUGGUCGCUUCAACCUAGGCGCGCAGUCAGCCACGCAGGGCAAGCGCAGAGUAGCAGCCUUUGACUUUGACUCAACCUUGAUUACAACUGCGUCUGGAAAGACUUUUAGUCGUGAUGCAAGCGAUUGGAAGUGGUGGGAUAGUAGCGUUCCAGGACGAUUGAAAGAGUUGCAUGCAGACGGCUUCCUUGUCGCUAUCAUCAGCAAUCAAGGUGGCAUCAGUCUGAGACCUGAUCCGAAGACCGUAAAAUCUGAUCAGAAGCGACUGGCGGACUUCAAGACCAAGGUAACAGCAGUCUUCAACCAGCUCGACUUUCCUAUAUCGAUAUAUGCUGCGACAAGUCGUGACCAGUAUAGGAAGCCCAGGACCGGGAUGUGGAACGAACUGCUAGAAGACUACGAUAUCGAGAAUGCAGAAUCUGUCGACCUAGAGAACUCAGUAUUCGUUGGGGAUGCUGGUGGUCGCGAGGCAGUGGCUGGCGGCGUAAAGGACCACUCGUGUGUCGACAGAGAUUUUGCUGCUAAUCUCGGUAUACCGUUCCAUACGCCAGAAGAGUACUUCCGCCAUGAGGAUCCACGGCCAUUCGUUAGGGCUUUCGAGCCGAUGGCCUACAUGCAAGAGCGGGCUGAAGGCUCAACAACUGCACUAAACACUUUUACACCACCGGUAACCCCCGAGAUCGUCAUGUUCUGCGGUAGCCCCGGUUCAGGUAAAUCAUCGUUUUAUUGGAAACAUCUGCAGCCAUUCGGUUACGGCCGCGUUAACCAAGACAUUUUGAAGACUCGCGAGAAGUGUGUAAAGGCUGCUACUGCACUCAUCAUAGAAGGCACGAGCGUAGCUAUUGAUAACACCAAUGCCGAUCCAGAAACACGAGCCGUGUGGAUUACAUUGGCGCAGAAGCUGAAAGUUCCCAUUCGAUGCGUACUCUUCACGGCCACGCCAAAGCUGUGUGAGCACAAUGAUACGUUCCGCGCACUGAAUAUUGGUCCAGAAACGAACCGUGAAUCUCGUACUAUCCUGCCACACGCUGCAUUCAGUGGCUUCGCUUCCAGAUACCGCGAACCUAAGCUUUCGGAAGGCUUUGUAGACAUAAUCAAAACCAAUUUCCAGGUACGUGUAACCCAAGACAUUCCGCGUCGACUGGGCUACAGAGAUGCAACAUGGACUGACUGGAGCAUGCAUGGUGUAGUUUGA